UCACAAGACUGCUAUAUGCUGCUGAUGAAAAAAGGUAUUUAGCAGUUUAUAUGCGCCGGCCAUAUGCAUGCAUUUCCAUGUUUUGUGUACUGUGGGAGACCAGAUAUAGUGAAUGCAGGGUCCGGGGAGACCAUAUAUAUGAAUGCAGGGUCUUGGGAGACCAGAUAUAGUGAAUGCGGGGUCCGGGGAGACCAGAUAUAGUGAAUGCAGGGUCCUGGGAGACCAGAUAUAGUGAAUGCAGGGUCCGGGAGACCAGAUAUAGUGAAUGCUGGGUCCUGGGAGACCAGAUAUAGUGAAUGCAGGGUUCCAGGGAGACCAGAUAUAGUGAAUGCAGGGUCUGGGGAGACCAGAUAUAGUAAAUGCAGGGUUCCGGGGAGACCGGAUAUAGUGAAUGCAGGGUCUGGGGAGACCAGAUAUAGUAAAUGCAGGGUCCGGGAGAGCGGAUACAGUGAAUGCAGGGUCUGGGGAGACCGGAUAUAGUGAAUGUAGGGCCUGGGGAGACCAGAUAUAGUGAAUGCAGGGUCCGGGGAGACCAGAUAUAGUGAAUGCGGGGUCAGGGGAGA
Staurois parvus is the source of this 563-nucleotide messenger RNA. The record is from the annotation of a GenBank genome assembly. Lineage: Eukaryota; Metazoa; Chordata; Amphibia; Anura; Ranidae.